AUGGACUACACAAACAAUGCAACCAACAAGGUCGACAAAACCGACACCACUCUGGACGAGGAUUUUGGAGACCACAGUGUCUCCCAAAUCAUCGGCAGUCGAGCCACCCAUAAGAAGACCAGGGUCCAACCCUGGAAGGAUUACUACUCGGUUGAUCCGGUAGAUAGCCCAGCUUCUGGCUCGCUGCAUGACAAGCCGUGGUUCCGCGUUGAGGACCUUUACGAGGACUACCGUGACCACUCUGGAUCCUAA
Messenger RNA from Penicillium argentinense, 252 nucleotides. RefSeq lists its product as uncharacterized. The transcript has a single exon. Lineage: Eukaryota; Fungi; Ascomycota; Eurotiomycetes; Eurotiales; Aspergillaceae. Bases 1 to 252 code for a protein of 83 amino acids. The record is from RefSeq and is a predicted model, not a curated record.